UAUAAUAAAUUAGAAAAAAGCAUCUAAUGACGCACUAGGCUCAGUGAUAAUUGGAGAGCAUUGACAUUACCAACAAACGUUUUCAGGCUUGUCAUAAUAUGCGAACAUAACCUGAAACUGAUAGUCACUUGCGAACGUGAUGGAAGCUCGUCAGGAGUAUGUUUUUCCAUUAUGAAUAAUUGUGAGGUGUGACGGCGUGUUAUAUUUUGUAUAAAAGAAUAAAAAAUGAAGUAUUCCACUUCGCCACCGACGAGUCGGUGUCAUUCGCCCGUUCCGACAGAAUUCUCGUCGUCGCUACCGACGCCGAUCGUUUACAGGCAUAAUUGCAUGGGUGCUGCGACAAAAUGUUACAAAUAUCUAAGAAAACUACUUAAGUUCGAGCAAAUGGACUUUGAGUUCGCUGUUUGGCAGAUGAUCUUUCUGUUUGUGGCGCCGCAGAAAGUGUAUAGAAACUUUCAAAACAGAAAGCAGACAAAAUCACAAUUUGCAAGAGACGAUCCUGCGUUUUUAGUGCUGGUCACAUGCUGUCUCUGUGUAUCUACUAUUGGUUUUGCCAUAGUAUUGAGCCUAAGAUUCUUCCAAUUUGUCAAACUAUUAUUUUAUAUGGUUUUCAUCGAUUAUAUAGCUGCUGGAUUAUUAAUAGCAACAAUAUUUUGGUUCAUAACCAAUCGAUAUUUUAGGAUAGAUAGAACACAAGAUGUCGAAUGGGGUUAUGCAUUUGAUAUCCAUUUAAAUGCAGUAUUUCCUCCAUUAAUCAUACUUCACAUCUUACAAUUAUUUAUAUAUAAUGCUUUGAUAAACGACAAUACAUUUUCAGCGCGAUUUCUUGGUAAUACGUUUUGGUUUAUAGCAAUCAGUUAUUACAUUUACAUUACAUUUUUGGGUUAUGCAAAUAUUGAAAUACUCCAUAAAACGCAUCUGAUAUUGUCCACUCUACCCAUAAUGUUAUUGGUAUACAUUACUACGUUGUGCGCUGGUAUUAAUAUCAGUUAUUUAGUUAUGGAAUUCUACCAUUAUCGGGCUCUAUAAAAUAUACUAUAUCGUUAUCAAAUUUUUAUUAAAUCUAUUGUGUAUGGAAUAAUAACAUUGGAAUAACAACUUGGCUGUAUAAUAUAAAACUCAUCUAUUCUGGAGUAGGUGAGACUGAGCUA
Molecule: messenger RNA, 1151 nt
Organism: Pogonomyrmex barbatus (red harvester ant)
Lineage: Eukaryota; Metazoa; Arthropoda; Insecta; Hymenoptera; Formicidae
Gene: Unc50
Product: Unc50 RNA binding protein
Cellular component (GO): Golgi membrane
Source: RefSeq, a predicted model, not a curated record